AAUUUAAGUGGUUUAGGUGAAAGCGAAAAAGAUGACAUAAUUUUGCAAUUGCAACCUUGACAACUAAUUUCACAGUGAGAGUGAGACCAACUCAACCACCUCUGAUGAUGGGAACCACGUGUAUCCCAACCACUAAUGCUCUUCUCAAACCUCACAAGUUACCUGCGAAUUUCUCUAAUCUCCGUGAUAGCGUUCCAUGUCUGAGGUUCCUCACACCCCACCUGCGUUCCUCUCACUCUCACUUGGGAAGCAGAGUAAAGUUGGCAUCUUUUUCGAUGCCCAAGGCAACCCAUUUGAGGGUUUCACUAGAUGCACUCUCACCAACGUCUUCCUCUCCUCGGGUAAUGGCGGAACAUGACUUGCUCAUUGUGGGUCCCGGGGUUCUUGGCCGUUUGGUUGCUCAGAAAUGGCGUCAGGAAACUCCUGGUUGUGAAGUUUAUGGUCAGACAGCGACCACUGAUCAUCACAACGAGUUGAUUCAAAUGGGUAUUAACCCGUCUUUGAAAUGGACAGAAGCUACUCACAAAUUUCCGAAUGUCCUUUAUUGUGCUCCACCUUCCCGGACCCCAGACUAUGCUGGUAAUGUUAGGCUAGCUGCAUUAAGCUGGAAUGGUGAAGGUUCUUUCUUAUUUACGUCAAGCAGUGCUCCAUAUGAUUGUAAUGAUAAUGGACCAUGUGAUGAGGAUUCUCCAGUUGUACCAAUUGGGAGGAACCCUAGGACUGAUGUCCUUCUAAAAGCUGAAAAUGUGGUACUGGAGGUUGGUGGCUGUGUUCUAAGAUUGGCAGGGUUAUAUGAAGCAGAUAGAGGUGCACACAACUAUUACUUGGAAAAGGGUAUUGUUGAUAGUCGACCUGAUCACAUCCUAAAUCUUAUUCAUUAUGAGGAUGCAGCUUCCCUCGCAGUUGCAAUCUUGAAGAAAAAUUUUCGUGGACAAAUUUUCUUGGGUUGUGAUAAUCAUCCUUUGUCCAGGCAAGAAAUGAUGGAUCUGGUUAAUAAAAGUGGGAAAUUCAGUAAAAAUUUUGAUAAGUUUACUGGAACUGAUGGGCCUCUAGGGAAGAGAUUAAACAACGCAAGAACCCGCCAGGUUGUUGGUUGGGAGCCCAAGUACCCUAGCUUUGCUCGUUUUGUAGAGAGCAUUCCUUAGUUUAUCUUUUGUUCACUCUAGUUAAUGUGGAAAACACAAUAGAUAGGUUCCUUAGGGAUUUCUUGCUGUGGAUGGAGUUCUUCAUACCUAUAAUAGUUCUUCAUAUUUGACAUUGACUACAAGAACCUAUGAUCAAUCAUUGAAUUGUCUUAAAACUUUUGUGGUUUGAUCACUUCAAUAUAAGGACUGAUGAGAGGUUCUAUCCA
Molecule: messenger RNA, 1351 nt
Organism: Cajanus cajan (pigeon pea)
Lineage: Eukaryota; Viridiplantae; Streptophyta; Magnoliopsida; Fabales; Fabaceae
Source: RefSeq, a predicted model, not a curated record